This is a messenger RNA of Diprion similis, 3880 nucleotides long. RefSeq names its product glutamate receptor ionotropic, kainate 2. The record is from RefSeq and is a predicted model, not a curated record. Gene Ontology annotation, molecular function: glutamate-gated receptor activity. Gene Ontology annotation, biological process: monoatomic ion transport. The transcript has 21 exons. NCBI's taxonomy places the organism in Eukaryota, Metazoa, Arthropoda, Insecta, Hymenoptera, Diprionidae. Gene Ontology annotation, cellular component: plasma membrane; postsynaptic membrane. Bases 476 to 3760 code for a protein of 1094 amino acids.
UAACGAGGGUCGGUUUUUUGCAAUUUUUAAAACCACUGAGACGGAGGGAGGUUGCGUGUAGCUGUUACAGUGUACGUCAAGGAUACAAGGAUAUGUGUGAAAAUAAGUGCGACGAAUGUCGGGAAUCCUGGUGAAUGUCUUCGAGGGUGCAUCCUAGGUUUUUUUUCACCAAAAAAAGAACAAUGCUCGGUGUGUGCGGCUGUCUGGUUUUCAACGGAAUAAAGUCGACGGUUUAAGCAUGUGCCAUUCGAAGUUCAAGUGUUGGUGACGCGAAGUAUCGGGUUUAUCGUAAAAAAUUCUUCCCAAGUUUCUUAAUUUUUCCCUCGAUUGGUGCACGCAGUUUUGUUUCGCUGUUUAAUUUCAUCGGUUCUUUUAUUUCCAACGGAAAUAACGAGGCUCGGGGGUUAAGAUGCAGCUGAAGUGGUGGCGCGAGUGACGGUGCGCAAAUUCUGUGAUAUUCUACAAAGUGGACAAAAUGGCGUUGCAGUACGUCAUCAUCGUUAUUCUGGUGACAACUGCCGUGUCGCUUCCUCCAGUCAUAAGAAUCGGUGCGAUUUUCACCGAGGACCAAAAGGACAGCCCGUCGGAGCUGGCGUUCAAAUACGCUGUCUACAGGAUCAACAAGGACAAAAGUGUCCUGCCGAACACGACGCUGGUUUAUGACAUCCAAUACGUCCCGAAGGACGACUCAUUCCGUACCAGCAAGAAGGCUUGCAAACAGCUUUCAAGAUCGGUGCAGGGCAUCUUCGGCCCGUCCGAUCCUCUCCUGGGAGCUCAUAUCCAGAGUAUUUGCGAGGCAUUGGACGUGCCGCACCUGGAGGCGAGAGUCGAUUUCGAGCCGACGUUCAAAGAGUUCAGUAUAAACCUCUACCCAGCCCAGGAUCACCUGAACAGAGCGUUCAAGGACCUAAUGUCCUUCCUGAACUGGACGAGAGUGGCGAUUAUAUACGAGGAAGAUUACGGUCUGUUCAAGCUCCAGGACCUUGUCAAGUCGCCGCCGUCGACGAGGGCGGAGAUGUACAUCCGACAGGCGGGACCAUCCUCGUACAGACAAGUUCUCAGGGAGGUUCGUCACAAGGAGAUUUACAAGCUUAUCGUCGACACGGAUCCGGCGCACAUGCAGCAAUUCUUCAGAGCGAUACUUCAGCUGCAAAUGAACGACUACAGAUACCACUACAUGUUCACAACCUUUGAUAUAGAAACCUUCGACCUCGAGGACUUCAAAUACAACAGUGUCAACAUGACUGCCUUUCGUCUCGUAGACGUCGAGGAACCCAGAGUAGCCGAAGUCCUUAGACAGAUGGAGAGAUUCCAGCCGGUUGGUCACGCGAUUUUAAACAAAACCGGAGUCAUUCAGGCAGAACCAGCGCUCAUGUACGACAGUGUUCAGGUUUUUGCCCACGGUCUGGCCUCCUUGGAUCGCAGCCACGUCCUUAGGCCGGCGAAUUUGUCCUGCGAUAAGGAAGAGCCUUGGGACGAUGGUCUCUCGCUCUACAACUACAUAAACGCUGCAGGGAUCCACGGUUUGACCGGGCACGUCGAAUUCAACGAGGGUAAGCGGAACAACUUUAAACUCGAUCUUCUAAAAUUGAAGAGGGAGGAAUUGGUCAAGGUUGGAGAAUGGAAGCCGGGCAGCGGAGUCAACGUAACGGAUGUCGGAGCCUUCUACGAGACAACCGCAACCAACAUCACCUUAGUCGUCAUGACCAGAGAGGAGAAGCCAUACGUCAUGGUCAAGGAGGACAAGAAUUUGACCGGAAACGCCAGGUUCGAGGGCUUCUGCAUAGACCUUCUAAAGUGGAUCGCUGGCCAGGUCGGAUUCCAAUAUGCAAUACGACUCGUUCCCGAUCACAUGUACGGAGUAUACGAUCCGGAAACCAAGGAGUGGAAUGGAAUCGUUCGCGAGCUUAUGGAAAAGCGAGCUGAUCUGGCCGUAGCUUCAAUGACGAUCAACUACGCGAGGGAAAGUGUAAUCGAUUUUACAAAGCCGUUCAUGAAUCUGGGGAUCGGAAUAUUGUUCAAGGUGCCCACAAGCCAGCCGACCCGGUUAUUCUCGUUCAUGAAUCCCCUGGCGGUCGAGAUUUGGCUCUACGUUUUGGCCGCCUACAUGCUGGUCAGUUUCACCCUCUUCGUAAUGGCCAGGUUCAGCCCCUACGAAUGGAACAACCCCCACCCCUGCCUCGCCGAGAGCGACGUAGUCGAGAACCAGUUCAGCGUCAGCAACAGCUUCUGGUUCAUCACUGGGACAUUUCUCAGGCAGGGAAGUGGGCUCAACCCAAAGGUCUCUGGGAGAAUGCCGUCGCGUCUCUUCUCCUUCAUGAAUCCGCUCGCCGUAGAAAUAUGGCUUUCCAUGCUAGGCGCCUACGUCAUUGUUUCACUCACCAUUUGGAUCGUGGCGAGAUUUUCACCCUAUGAAUGGGUCGAGCCGCCGCCAUGCGACAUCCCGUUGCCGAGAACGGUGAACGACUUCACCCUGGCGAACAGCUUCUGGUUUACCGUCGGGACGCUAAUGCAACAAGGGAGCGACCUCAACCCUAAGGCGACCAGCACUCGGAUCGUCGGUGGUAUCUGGUGGUUCUUCACCCUCAUCAUCAUAUCCUCCUACACGGCGAAUCUGGCCGCUUUUCUAACGGUCGAGAGGAUGAUCACCCCGAUCGAGAACGCCGCCGACCUCGCCGAGCAGACUGAGAUUUCUUACGGUACCCUGGAGGGUGGAAGCACGAUGACCUUCUUCAGGGACUCGAAGAUCGGUAUUUACCAGAAGAUGUGGCGGUUCAUGGAGUCCAAGAAGCCCGCCGUUUUUGUCUCAACGUACGAGGAGGGGGUGAAACGCGUCCUCGAGGGCGACUACGCCUUCCUCAUGGAGUCCACGAUGCUCGACUACGCCGUCCAGAGGGAUUGCAAUCUCACGCAAAUCGGUGGCCUCCUGGACAGCAAAGGAUACGGGAUCGCGACGCCGAAAGGUUCGCCCUGGCGGGAUAAAAUAUCUCUGGCCAUCUUGGAGCUACAGGAAAAGGGAGUGAUUCAGAUACUCUACGACAAGUGGUGGAAAAACACCGGCGACGUUUGCAAUCGGGACGAGAAGAGCAAGGAGAGCAAAGCCAACGCUCUUGGCGUCGAGAACAUCGGUGGAGUAUUCGUCGUUCUGCUCUGCGGACUCGCCCUCGCGAUUCUCGUUGCGAUUCUCGAGUUCUGCUGGAACUCGAAAAAGCACGCCCAGUCCGACAGGUCACUCUGCGCCGAAAUGGCCUCGGAAUUAAGAUUCGCGGUGAGAUGCGGUUCCCGUCAGAAGCCUGCGACGAAACAGCGGAUAUCCCGCGAGGGCCAUCUUCCAUGUCCGAGGUGCAGCCCUGGUGCUUCGAUUCGAAGAGGAAGAUACUGCGCUCGCGAAGAAACCACAUACGUACCCAGCAUCGAGCUGCCUCGACUAAAUGCAGGAGGCUGGGGCGUUGCCGAUGACGGAGAUGAAGAAGUCAUUGAGCUUCGAAGCAGCGGACACAUGCAGGGGGGUUGGACGAGUCGGGGGCAACACCUAGCACAGGCCUCCACCUCGUCUGCAACCUCAGUCCUGCACCAGAACCACCCCCUCGACGCACACUCACCCGCCGCCCCCCCUCCUCCCGCCCCCGCCGCCCCACACCCACGGGCAUCACACCCACGCCCACGGCCACUCUCACACUCACACGCACAAGCAUCAUCAGCCUCCACCCCCGAGGCUGAGGCGGGACUCUUCCGGCAUCGGCUUGGCUCAAGGAGGUGACCACCCUGAGAGCAUUCUCUGGAGGUUCGACUGCGACCUGGCCGGUGAACCCGACGUGGUGAUUUCGCCCCCGCCGCCCCCGCCACCACCCCCAUCGGCCGCUGUCUCGCGGACGACGAC